UCCGCCACACCGAGACACCGAAAAAAAAAAUAAAAAAAACCCCACAUACAUUUUGGCGGCAACGAACGUCCGGAUUUAUUAUUUUUUUUUUUCGAAAUUAAUUUGCUCCCCCCCGUUUGUGAACCUGGGUCUCGGUUUUUUUGGCUCUUUCGACUCCAAACGCUUUUCGAAAAACAUCUCGGUCGUCUCCGUCGUCCGUAUAAGUUGUGCUUACCGUCGUCGUUGGAAUUUAAAAAAAAAAUUAUAAUAAGUGUAAUUAUUUUUAUUAUUAUAACAAUUGUUUUAAAUUGCCAAAAGAAUAACGUAUACUUUUUAAAUCGCGCCGUCGACGCUGCACCAAACACGGAAUGUGAUGAUCAAGUUAAACGCUUAGAUACGGCUAAAUCUUAGAAGACGAAAGAGCUGCUGAGACAAAAGCGACCGCAUCGAAAAGGCCUAAGGGCGAAGAAGAGACGACCGCGAAGAUCGUCCGCACCCGAUUUCUGCACGAAGCCAAUGUAAACGCCUAAUCGUGGACUCCCAAAUUCAAUCAGGUUAUUUUUCCAACAGGUUGCACUGUUUCUUGCCUGCAAUCACUCUGGCCAGCGUCCAAGGUUGCCCGACCCCGACAGCCGGACCCGGGCUGAGCUGGUGGACAAUGAUGAACGGCGGCCUUUACGAGGAGAGCCCGCCGCCGCCGCCACCACCACCACCGGUGCCACCGCCGGUGUCUCAACACCAACAGCAGCAACAGCAACAACAGCAGCAACCCUUAUCCGGAGGAGGUGAGGCUCGCAUCAUCAAGACGUCGCCUUCGUCCACCCCGAUCACCACGGCGUCGUCUUCGUCGGUAGCCGGCACGCCACCGCCGCCGACGCCGCUUCACAUACCGGCCAAGCGACUAUUGCACGCGCCUCCACCUUCUUCGGGUGGCUACGAGUGCAUGGACUCGGCGGCCGCCGCGGGUGUCAUACGGCACUCGCAUCACCAGUGGAACGCGUACUCGCCCGUGGAUCACGCGGUCGCCGCGGCCGCGGCCGGUUGCGCGUUCGACCAGUACCCGGGCGCGGGCAGCAAUCACCAUCAUCACGCGGCCGCCGCGCCCACCUACUACAACCUGGCCGCCGAAAACCACCGAGGCGUCAUGCCCGACGGCCGGAAACCGCCGACCGGCUUGCCGUUCUGGUCGCCCGCCGCCACCGACUAUUGCGGCAAUAAGUAUACCAACGGCGGCGGAAGCGGCGGCGCCAUAACGCCGUGCAGCAGUUCCGCCGGCCCGGCCGCCGAUCAGUUCUCGUCGCAAUCGUGGUGCAAUUACUCGCCAUACACCACGUCGUCGUCGUCUUCUGCUUCUGCCGCCGCGGCAGCCGCAGCCGCCGCUUCCAGGCACUCUUCGGCCGGCGGCGGCGGCGGUGGCGGCAGCGGCGGUCCCGGCGUGGACACCCCGCAGUCCGUCUCGUCGUACUUGAGUCCGGGCGAGGACAGGAACCCGCGGAUGGCCUCGUCGGCCGUGGACAGUUCCGGUUCUUUCGGCCACGAUACCUCGUACCCGCUGCGGAGCUACGUGAGCGGCCACGAUCCAGUUACCUCCACACCUUAUCCACCAACAGGUUCGUUGUCGGGCAUCGGCAUGGGAGUGAGUUCGAACCCGCUGGAGUGGACGGGCCAGGUUACGGUGCGCAAGAAGAGGAAACCUUACUCCAAGUUCCAAACGCUGGAGCUGGAGAAAGAGUUUCUGUUCAACGCGUACGUGUCCAAACAGAAGCGAUGGGAGCUGGCCCGGAACCUGGCGCUGUCCGAACGCCAGGUGAAAAUCUGGUUCCAGAACCGGCGGAUGAAGAACAAGAAGAACAGCCAGCGGCAGGCGGUGCAACAGCAGCAGAACAGCAACAACAACAACAACAGCAACAGCAGCGCCAACGCCAAUCACCACCACAUGGUGAUCGGCCAUCACGGGUCCGCCAACGGGCCCAUCAAACAUCAUCAGUGACCGACGCAUUACUCUGGAGUCGCACCCGUCGCGCCGCCGCACCACCAUCCGCUCCAUCACCACCACGUUCAUCAUCAGUCGCCACCGCACCACCAUCACCAUCACCAUU
This is a messenger RNA of Adelges cooleyi (spruce gall adelgid), 2078 nucleotides long. Its product is annotated as homeobox protein abdominal-B-like. Gene Ontology annotation, biological process: regulation of transcription by RNA polymerase II. Gene Ontology annotation, cellular component: nucleus. The record is from RefSeq and is a predicted model, not a curated record. The transcript is spliced from 5 exons. Gene Ontology annotation, molecular function: RNA polymerase II cis-regulatory region sequence-specific DNA binding; DNA-binding transcription factor activity, RNA polymerase II-specific. The coding region runs from base 638 to 1969 and encodes 443 amino acids. NCBI's taxonomy places the organism in Eukaryota, Metazoa, Arthropoda, Insecta, Hemiptera, Adelgidae.